GCCCGCCGAAUCCUCUUUGGCGCUUCUGUACCCUUUUCCUAUGAGGCCGGUUGUACGCUAAUCUGACAGCAACAUAAUGCUUACUUUCUGCUGUAAAAUUAAUUAAAUUAGUCAAAACAAUGUCGGAAGACGACUUAAAGGUACCGGAAGAGCUUUUCAAGGACGUGAAGUUCUAUGUGGUGGGAGACAUUGAUCAGAAGGUUGUGCAACUUCUGAAAGCUGGAAAAGGAAAAGAAGUGUCAUACAAUGCCCUCGCCACCCAUAUUAUAGCAGAAGAUGGGGACAAUCCAGAGGUCGGGGAAUCCAGAGAGGUCUUUGACUUGCCUGUUGUGAAGCCGAGCUGGGUGAUCCUGUCUGUCAAAUGUGGAGACCUGCUACCAGUUACAGGAUUUUCCCCAGAGUCAGGACAAGUGUUCUUUGGUGUUACAGCUUGUCUGCCACAUUUGUCAGAGGAUCUCAACACACUUUGGGCCUUUGUAACAUUCUAUGGAGGAGACUGUCAGCUCCACUUCAACAAGAAGUGCACACAUCUAGUUGUGCCUGAACCAAAGGGGGCCAAGUAUGAAUGUGCUUUGCGACAUAGCAACAUUAAAAUAGUGACUCCGGAAUGGAUUUUGGACUCUGUAAAAGAAAAGAACAGGAAGGAUGAGACUCUGUAUCACCCACGUCUUACAGUAUAUGAGGUACCAGAAGAGGAAGGCAGCGAGUAUGAAAGGAGCUCACGUUCUGAAGGCAGCUACAGUGACAGACGCUCACCUCACAGCCGGCGGUCCAGCCCUACGUCAUCCCGUGAUGCUUCCCCAGUAGGCAGGCCUAGUCGUUCACCCUCAUCGAAACAUGAGCGCAAAUCAGAGUUGAUGUUCGAUGACUCUGAUGACUCGUCCCCAGAGAAGGAGGACCGUAACCUGAACUGGACCCCAGCUGAGGUGCCACAGCCUGGUCCCGCCAAGCGUCGACUACAACCUGGCAAAGAAACUGGUUUGAUCAACCUCUGUGCAAAUGUCCCACCUGUACCUGGAGGCUUUGGGCCACCAGAUGCUCGGCUGGUCGGCGCAGGUGGAGGUGUGCCUCUAGGGGUGGAGAGAUCCGAUGCCAUGGGUGGUUGGAAUCCAGCUGCUAGGACUCUGAGGAACAUUACUAACAACACAGACACGCAACAGGCCUCGCGACCCUCCAAUGUGGCACAUAUCCUCCAGAGUCUUUCAGCCUCCUCUAAAGGUGUGGUGGAGCACCUGGGAAAUCAAGGCCAGCCUGGUGUUCCCAACCAGCUUCUGUUUAAUUCAGUUAAGACCCAGCAGCAACUACCACCUGAAGCACAGCAGUUAAUACAGCAGCAACAGUCACAUCAGCUACCACAACAGCAACAGCAGCACCCGCAACAGAUGGCACAACACCAUCCUAUGAUGCUACCCCAGGUCAUGCAGAUGCACCACCAUCAGCAGCAGCAGCAACCGCAGCAACAGCAACAGCAACAGCAGCAGCCGCCGCAGCCGCCGCAGCCACCGCAGCCACCGCAGCCACCGCAGCAAGGCUUCCCUCAAAUGCCUCAGCAGUCCCAUCAGUUCUUACAGCAGCAGAUGCAUCAACAGAUGUAUGCACAACAACAACAACAACAGCAGCAACAACAACAACAACAACAACAACAACAUACAUUCCCACAGCAACAAAUGCGACCACAGCAGCUCCCAAGGCCACCCUUGCAGCAGCAACAAGCAUUGCAGCAACAGUUACAGCAGUUACAACAGCAGCAGUUACAACAGCAGCAUAGGCUCCAGUUGCAGUUGCAACAACAACAACAACAACAGCAGCAGCAGCAACAACAACAACAACAGCAACAACAACAACAACAGCAGCAGCAGCAGCAAAACCAGCAGCAGAUGCACCAACAGCAUUUGCAGCAGCAACAACAUUUCUUACAACAGCAACUCCAACAGCAACACAUGCAACAGCUGCAACAACAGCAGCAAAUGCAACAGCAGCAUCUGCAGAACCAGCAGUCUCUACAACAUCAGAACCAGCAGGUUACUCCACAUCAGACCCAGACCAUGCUUCAACCUCCAGUGAUGCCUGCACAGUUACACCAACUGUUUGGGCACGAGCCUGGCCAAGACAUCCCUGAAGAGGGAUUCCUGGUUGGCUGUAUCUUUGCAAUUGCAGACUAUCCAGAACAGAUGGCUGAUAAACAGUUACUGGCCACAUGGAAAAGGAUCAUUCAGGCAAAUGGAGGGACUGUGGACUCUGCUCUCAGCCGUUGCACUCAUUUACUUUGUGAGAGUCAAGCCAGCAAUACCUAUUUCCAGGCUCUGAAAGAGGGAAAACGUUGUGUGACAGCUCACUGGCUUAACACUGUUCUCAAGAAGAAGAGGAUGGUUCCCCCUCACAGGACCCUUCAUCUUCCUUUCAGCUUCCCUCCAGGGGCCAAGCCCUGCUCACAGCAUAUCAUUUCUGUGACUGGAUUCGUGGACAGUGAUCGUGAUGAUUUGAAGCUCAUGGCCUAUCUAGCAGGAGCCCGAUACACAGGCUAUCUUUGUCGUAGCAACACUGUACUCAUCUGUAAAGAACCGAGUGGGCUGAAAUACGAGAAGGCAAAGGAGUGGAGGAUCCCAUGUGUGAACGCCCAAUGGCUGUGCGACAUCCUACUGGGGCACUUUGAAAAUGUGCGGCAAAUCCAGCACAGCAGAUACUCCCAGUUUAAUUUGCCUGAACCGCUGGCACCCAACCCUCAUCUUGUGCACAACCUUCUGAGUGCUUGGCGUAUUCCUGUGAAGAUCUCACCGGAGGCGUUGGCGAGCUUACGUCUGCAGCUGAAACAGAAACAGGCUGAUGUCGGCUCGCAGCCGCCCAACAAGAGGCCCAAGUUAGAAGAGUUGCCAACACCUACUAAAAAGCUUCCACCGGAGUCCACACCUUGUGUGUUUUUCACAGGCUUUGAACCUCUGCAGGCACAGCAAUACAUAAAGAAAUUGUAUGAUCUUGGAGGGGAAGUGGCUGACAGCGCUCAGAAGUGCACUCAUCUGGUUGCUAACAAAGUGACAAGAACUGUGAAGUUCCUCACUGCCGUAUCUGUAGUCAAGCACAUAGUCACACCAGAAUGGCUGGAGGAAAGCUGGAAAAGCCAGAAAUUUGUGGAUGAGCAGAGCUACAUGCUGCGAGAUGCAGAGGCAGAGGUGCUGUUUUGUUUCAGUCUGGAGGAGUCACUGAAGAGAGCUCAUGGGGCUCCGCUCUUCAAGGGGAAGUAUUUCUAUAUAACUCCAGGAAUCUGUCCGAGCCUCAGCACAAUGAAAGUUAUAGUGGAGAGUGCCGGAGGGAAAGUGCUGUCCAAGCAGCCCUCCUACCGCAAGAUCAUGGAGCACAAGCAAAACAAGAAUUUACCGGAGAUCAUUUUAAUAACCUGUGAAAAUGACUCCCAUCUGUGUCGAGAGUACUUCCUGAAGAACAUUGAUGUUUACACUGCUGAGCUCAUAUUGACGGGGGUGUUGACUCAGACCUUGGAUUAUGAAUCAUAUCCUUUUGAAAUGCAUGCAAGAUUUAACAGACACAUGAAACAAUCGCUUUUGAAUGAUUUCUGAAUCGACAUCCAAGUGAAAUGAACCAAGAACUGUUGUGUGUAAUUAAGCUCGUUCAUAUGACAGCAUGUUGUUACACAUUUUCAGCUUUUUUGUAAUAAAUUUGAAUGUAUUUAUGUAUGGUUUAUUAUGCUCCUUAACAAUCUCACAUAUAAAUUCACAUGAUGUCCUUGUAAGGACACGAAUAUUAUGUCUGCUGGUGCCCUGUUCUGGAUCAACGCUAAAGGUUACUUAUUAAAUUUUAGUGUACAGUCAUGUUAUAUUUCAAUGUUUGUAUUUUAUUACUUGAUUUAAUAAAUAAUUUGUUACCAGUUUUGUAAACAAAGUAACAGUGAAUUUAAAUAAAUUACUGUUAUUUGUAAUGGUUGUUUAAAUGAAGGCAAAACUAUGUUUUUACUGUGAUAAAUGUUUGCCCCUUUUAUGGUUUUGGAAUAAAAUCUGAAUUUGAUUGUGUUUUAAAUAA
Molecule: messenger RNA, 4029 nt
Organism: Onychostoma macrolepis
Lineage: Eukaryota; Metazoa; Chordata; Actinopteri; Cypriniformes; Cyprinidae
Gene: paxip1
Product: PAX interacting (with transcription-activation domain) protein 1
Exons: 20
Coding region: 120-3569 (1149 amino acids)
Biological process (GO): positive regulation of transcription initiation by RNA polymerase II
Cellular component (GO): nucleus
Source: RefSeq, a predicted model, not a curated record